Molecule: messenger RNA, 1185 nt
Organism: Arctia plantaginis
Lineage: Eukaryota; Metazoa; Arthropoda; Insecta; Lepidoptera; Erebidae
Source: the annotation of a GenBank genome assembly
AUGUUUGUUAAGCUUCUACUAGUGUGUGCUGUGUGCGUGUGCGCACAGGCGAGAAACCCUUUCUUUGAAACUGGAAAAAGAAUUGCAGCUGAUGGGUUCCCAGCCGAAACCCAUUAUGUUACUACAUCCGAUGGGUACAUACUAGAGAUUCACAGGAUACCCCACGGAAGAAGAGGCGACAGUACAGCUAAAAGGCCAGUGGUAUUUCUCAUGCAUGGAUUGCUGGGAGCGUCCAACAAUUACAUUGGCUUAGGAGUUAACAACAGCUUAGCAUACAACUUAGCAGAUGAAGGCUUCGACGUGUGGAUGGGCAACGCUAGAGGAAACUACAACUCUCGAAGGCAUAUUAAGUUAGAUCCUGACCACAUAAUUCAAAAGCACGACUUCUUCGACUUCACAUUCGAAGAAAUCGCCAUAAUAGACCUUCCGGCCAUGAUCGACUAUGCUUUAGAGUAUACUGGAAACCAGCAGCUCUACUAUGUUGGACAUUCUCAAGGAGGCACUGUGUUUUUGGUCCUGAUGGCUCUGAAGCCCGAGUACAAUAAGAAGAUCGCCGCUGCUCACCUGAUGGCUGGAGUUGGUUACCAAAAAUAUUUCCCUAAUGGACAAUUAAAAACAGCAGCGAGAUUUGUUGACACUAUCUAUAGCCUUUCCAAAACGUUAGGCAUAGUGGAAUUGUAUCCUGAACUAUUAAUGCCAAGCACUUUUAAUGGCUACCGAACAGCUGACUACUGUACUGGAGACCCUAAGCAAAAGGACUUGUGCGAACUGUAUGGGGUCGAUCAUAUACUGAGAUCUGACAGUUCACCCGAUUCUUUGAUGCCAGCUGGCGCGUCCCUCAAGCAAGCGGCACACUAUGGUCAAAAUAUACGAGACAAGCGUUUCCGUCGUUACGAUCACGGCAGUAUCACUAACCUCAUCAACUAUAGAUCUUUAAACCCACCUCAGUACGACUUGAGUCUGAUCGAUAGUGACGUCACAAUGCAUUACUCACUGAAUGAUAACUUGCUGGAUGAAAGAGAUGUUCUCGAUAUGGCCGCGGACAUGCCUAAUACGAAAGUUCGGAAAGUAGCUAGAGAAAGCUUUGAACACGUAGAUUAUGUUGUAGCUCCAGAUGCUAAGGAACUAGUGACCGAUUACAUUAUUAAAGCGCUUAAAAAUACACCUAUUAAAAAAGGAAUCUAA